Molecule: messenger RNA, 3234 nt
Organism: Alligator mississippiensis (American alligator)
Lineage: Eukaryota; Metazoa; Chordata; Crocodylia; Alligatoridae
Gene: NR4A2
Product: nuclear receptor subfamily 4 group A member 2
Exons: 8
Coding region: 551-2347 (598 amino acids)
Biological process (GO): cellular response to corticotropin-releasing hormone stimulus; regulation of transcription by RNA polymerase II; central nervous system neuron differentiation
Cellular component (GO): transcription regulator complex; nucleus
Molecular function (GO): nuclear glucocorticoid receptor binding; RNA polymerase II cis-regulatory region sequence-specific DNA binding; zinc ion binding
Source: RefSeq, a predicted model, not a curated record
AAUCGCACCUAUUUUGGAAAAGUGGUAACAAGGUGAACCAAGGUAGCUUGUUCCCACCUUAAAAUCUGCACUCGUGGUGAUGUCACGUCGGAAAUUUACCAAAGCAAGAACUGGCCAACGGUACGGAGAGAUCCAGCCCCUUGAAGGGCUGAUUGGGCGGGCAGCACUGACGUGCACUGACGCUUGGAGACUUUAGGUGCAUGUUGGCUCUGGAAUACGGAGCCCACAUAAACAAAGGCACAUUGGAGGGAAGGGCCAGUCUGUCCGGCUUGCUCGCACCGCACCGCGCCGCGCCGCGCCGGUCCUGCGCUUCCCCGCGGACAGUAACGAGCAAGUGCUCCAGGCGCGGCUGCUUUAUCCGCCGACCCUCCCCUUGGAAACUGUUGUGCGAACAGUUGAAUGAAUGAAAAAGACAUUGCUAACAAAGAACAUACUGGGCAGGCUGGAGUCCUCAUUGAUUUCCUAAAAUCUUGGAAACUUUGUUCUCCACUGAAUUCCGACACUGUCCGCCUUUAAUUCCCUCGAAAACGCCUCUAACUCGCCUGAAGCCAUGCCCUGUGUUCAGGCUCAGUAUGGGUCAUCGCCUCAAGGAGCCAGCCCGGCCUCCCAGAGCUACAGUUACCACUCGUCGGGAGAAUACAGCUCCGAUUUCUUAACUCCAGAGUUUGUCAAGUUUAGCAUGGACCUCACCAACACUGAAAUCACUGCCACCACUUCUCUCCCCAGCUUCAGCACCUUUAUGGACAACUACAACACAAGCUACGACGUGAAGCCACCUUGCUUGUACCAAAUGCCCCUGUCCGGCCAGCAGUCCUCUAUUAAGGUGGAAGACAUUCAGAUGCACAGCUACCAGCAGCACAACCACCUUCCCCCUCAGGCCGAGGAGAUGAUGCCUCACUCGGGCUCCGUUUACUACAAGCCCUCGUCGCCCCCGACUCCCAGCACCCCGGGCUUCCAGGUGCAGCACGGCCCCAUGUGGGACGACCCGGGCUCCCUGCACAACUUCCACCAGAAUUACGUGGCCACCACCCACAUGAUCGAGCAGCGGAAAACGCCCGUGUCCCGGCUCUCCUUGUUCUCCUUUAAGCAGUCCCCCCCCGGCACCCCCGUCUCCAGCUGCCAGAUGCGCUUUGACGGGCCCCUCCACGUGCCCAUGAACCCCGAGCCGGCCGGGGCCCACCACGUGGUGGACGGGCAGACCUUCGCGGUGCCCAACCCCAUCCGCAAGCAGGCCUCCAUGGGCUUCCCCGGCCUGCAGCUCGGCCACGCGUCCCAGCUGCUGGACAGCCAGGUGCCCUCGCCGCCCUCCCGGGGGUCGCCGUCCAACGAGGGGCUGUGCGCCGUGUGCGGGGACAACGCCGCCUGCCAGCACUACGGCGUGCGCACGUGCGAGGGCUGCAAAGGCUUCUUCAAGCGCACGGUCCAGAAAAACGCGAAAUACGUUUGUCUGGCAAAUAAAAACUGCCCCGUGGACAAGCGGCGCCGCAACCGCUGCCAGUACUGUCGGUUCCAGAAGUGCCUUGCGGUUGGCAUGGUCAAGGAAGUGGUCCGUACAGACAGCUUAAAAGGUCGGAGGGGUCGCUUGCCAUCCAAGCCGAAGAGCCCCCAGGAGCCCUCUCCCCCCUCGCCCCCGGUGAGUCUGAUCAGUGCCCUGGUGAGAGCCCAUGUCGACUCCAACCCGGCUAUGACCAGCCUGGACUAUUCCAGGUUCCAGGCUAACCCCGACUACCAGAUGGGCGGCGACGACACGCAGCACAUCCAGCAGUUCUACGAUCUCUUGACCGGCUCCAUGGAGAUCAUCCGGGGCUGGGCGGAGAAGAUCCCCGGCUUCCCCGAGCUCCCCAAGACGGACCAAGACCUGCUCUUCGAGUCCGCCUUCCUGGAGCUCUUCGUGCUGCGCCUGGCCUACAGGUCCAACCCGGUGGAGGGCAAGCUCAUCUUCUGCAACGGGGUGGUCCUGCACAGGCUGCAGUGUGUCCGCGGCUUCGGGGAGUGGAUCGAUUCCAUCGUGGAGUUCUCCUCCAACCUGCAGAACAUGAACAUCGACAUCUCCGCCUUCUCCUGCAUCGCGGCCCUGGCCAUGGUCACAGAGAGGCAUGGGCUCAAGGAACCCAAGAGGGUGGAAGAACUUCAAAACAAGAUUGUAAAUUGUCUCAAAGACCAUGUGACUUUCAAUAACGGGGGCUUGAAUCGCCCCAAUUAUUUGUCCAAACUUUUGGGGAAGCUCCCUGAACUCCGCACUCUUUGCACACAGGGGCUGCAACGCAUUUUCUACCUGAAACUGGAAGAUUUGGUGCCACCUCCAGCAAUAAUCGACAAACUUUUUCUGGACACUUUACCUUUUUAAGACUUUUCCCAUGCACUUAAAUUGAACUUGAAAGAAACUCCACCUGUCUGAAGGGGAACUCCCCUGUGCACAAAGCAGCGCCUUUGGGUGCCAGAUUCCCAUCAAACAAAACACUGUUGCUAACCUCCUGCAGGCAGACCGUGACUGGGCAUUUUGGCUCUGGGGCGUCAUGGAUUCAGAUCAUGGACUACACAAAUACCAUGGUAUAAACUUUUUAUUAUCGGUUAAAAAGAAUUUAUUAAUAAGGACUUCUGAGUAAAAAGACCAACAUAUCUGGCAACGCCGGGUGCGCAGCUACGACUCAUAUGAUAAAGUAUUAAGGUGACCCACACAUCUCACCCUCCUAAAGACUAGAAGUUUUCUGCUGUAAAAGAAAGCUGUAAUAUAUACUAAAAGUAAAUGUUGCGUGGGUGGCAUGAAAUUUAAGAAGGCAAAGGCUUGUAAAUUUAUCAAAUGCAGUUUGGCUUUUUUAAAAAAAAUAUUCUGUGCCUAUUUAUGAAGAAAUAUUAAAACCGAUUCUAAAAAAAACAAGAUAAAUGAGUUUGCAAAAAAAGGAAAAUAAAAAGAGAAACAGCUAACUCCAUACAAAGGGAAAGCAAGCAUGAUGAUUCUAGGAUGACAAUGUUAUAGGCACUUGCUAUUUCAGUAAUGUCUAUAUUCUAUAAAUAGUAUUUCAGACACUAUGUAGUCUGUUAGAUUUUAUAAAGAUUGGUAGUUAUCUAAGCUUCAAACAUUUUCUCAAUUGUAAAAUAGGUGGGCACAAGUAUUACAGAACCGAGCUCCUUGGCAAAGGGACACAUAGUGUUUGUAAACACCGUCCGACAUUCCUUGUUUGUAAGUGUUGUAUGUACUGUUGAUGUUGAUUAAAAAAAAAGUUUAUAUCUUGA